Messenger RNA from Gryllus bimaculatus (two-spotted cricket), 622 nucleotides. Lineage: Eukaryota; Metazoa; Arthropoda; Insecta; Orthoptera; Gryllidae. The record is from the annotation of a GenBank genome assembly.
GCUUGGUAUCGCUGUAGUCGUUAAUCGGUUUCGCCUGGGUUUUGGAGGGAGACGGGGAGCCUGCGAAGAGCUGACGGGUGGUCUCGGUCUCGGAUGGUGAAACACUGUUCAGAUUGUUUAUCGAUAUAGUGUGAAAAUGAGCAGCUAAUAAUAUGUUAUUGGACCGAUGACAUUGAGCGUGAACUGAGUUUUCGUAUUGUCUUGUUUGUUGGUUAAAAUCGAUAUGCCUUACCAAGGAGUUGCUUUCUUUUUUGUGUUGGGGGUGGGAAUUGCCACAGCAGCUUUAAUGUAUUUGUUACGAGAACAAGAACGCCAAGAACAACCCCACGGAUACAGUAGAACUCAAGGAAAUGAAUACUAUGAACGUGAAUUUCCACCAUUAAAUUAUCAAAGCUCAAACGAUUCAUCUAACACAUCUCAGAGAAGACGACGAAGAAGGCCAAAUAAUGCAAGUGGGUCCUGCCCAGUGUGUGCUGUUUGCAUUGAGGAAAUGGAUGAUACUGGGCUGUGUAGAAGGUUACGUUGUGGUCAUAGUUUUCACAGAGAAUGCAUUGAUCGUUGGGCCUUGCGUAGUCAAAAACCUGCUUUGGGUAAAGAUGCUCUGCUUAAAAGUUUAAUAUAA